AUGAGCAACUCCGACCUGCCCACCAGUCCCUUGGCCAUGGAAUAUGUUAAUGACUUCGAUCUGAUGAAGUUUGAAGUGAAAAAGGAGCCGGUGGAGCCCGAUCGCAACAUCAGCCAGUGCAGUCGCCUUAUCGCCGGGGGAUCGUUGUCUUCCACCCCGAUGAGCACGCCUUGCAGUUCGGUGCCCCCCUCUCCGAGCUUCUCUGCGCCCAGUCCGGGCUCGGGGAGCGAGCAGAAGACGCACAUAGAGGACUUCUACUGGAUGUCCGGUUAUCAACAGCAGCUUAACCCCGAGGCACUGGGCUUCAGCCCUGAGGACGCAGUUGAGGCUCUCAUCAACAGCAGUCACCAGCUCCAGUCUUUCGAUGGCUAUGCCAGGGGCCAGCAGUUCCCCGGAGCGGCCGGAGCGGGGGGCACCAUGGCCGGCGAGGAGAUGGGCUCUGCCGCGGCCGUGGUGUCAGCGGUGAUCGCCGCGGCAGCUGCACAGAACGGCGGACAACAUCACCAUCAUCACCACCACCACCACGCCGGGGCUCACCACCAGCAGCCCGGUGUCCAGUCCAGCAGCGCCUCGGGUCCGGGACACUCGCACAUGCGCAUCGAUGACCGCUUCUCCGAUGAUCAGCUUGUCACUAUGUCCGUGCGAGAGCUCAACCGGCAGUUACGGGGGGUCGCAAAAGAAGAAGUGAUCCGGUUGAAACAGAAGAGAAGAACCCUAAAGAACAGGGGCUACGCACAGUCCUGCCGCUACAAGCGUGUGCAGCAGCGGCACGUCCUGGAGGGAGAGAAGACGCAGCUCCUACAGCAAGUGGAGCACCUCAAACAAGAGAUCUCCAGGCUGGUCCGGGAGAGGGACGCGUACAAGGACAAGUACGAAAAACUCAUCAGCACCGGCUUCAGAGAAAACGGCUCGAGCAGUGACAACAAUCCCUCAUCCCCGGAGUUUUUCAUGUCAUCGAGAAAAUUCCUCCACCUGAGUCUCAGCAUGGAGCCCCUCUUUCGCUCCGAGAGGCUCCGCGUUAAGUGCUUAGUCAGCCCCGCUCUGCUGAGAUACUGUUGUCGAAUCUCCAGUGAAGUGUCACGAGGCCGGACUGAUGAAUACACGGUCCGGGCCGGGAGGCAGGGGACGCCCACGAUGGCAGAGCAGGCUGCACAAGCUCAGCGUGCAUGA
Molecule: messenger RNA, 1170 nt
Organism: Knipowitschia caucasica
Lineage: Eukaryota; Metazoa; Chordata; Actinopteri; Gobiiformes; Gobiidae
Source: the annotation of a GenBank genome assembly